Aedes albopictus (Asian tiger mosquito) is the source of this 8342-nucleotide messenger RNA. RefSeq names its product zinc finger protein 1-like (gene zfh1). The record is from RefSeq and is a predicted model, not a curated record. NCBI's taxonomy places the organism in Eukaryota, Metazoa, Arthropoda, Insecta, Diptera, Culicidae. Gene Ontology annotation, biological process: regulation of DNA-templated transcription. Gene Ontology annotation, molecular function: DNA binding; DNA-binding transcription factor activity, RNA polymerase II-specific.
AGCUGCAAGGUGUGCCACAAGCAGUUUGCCAACGUGUACCGCCUCCAGCGUCACAUGAUUUCCCACGACGAGUCGACGCUGCUGCGGAAGUUCAAAUGUACCGACUGUGAUAAGGCGUUCAAGUUCAAGCACCACCUGAAGGAACACGUGCGCAUCCACUCGGGUGAGAAGCCGUUCGGAUGCACCAACUGCGGCAAGCGGUUCUCCCAUUCCGGUUCCUACUCCAGCCACAUGACCUCGAAGAAGUGCAUCAGCAUGGGGCUGAAGCUGAACAACAACAACAACAACAACAGCUCGGCGGUCAGUAACAACAAUAGUAGCAGCAGUCCUAGUGGUAAGUCGGAGAAAAGUGGACGUCGAUCCGGGUCUUACCUCCCGGGAGGAAGCCCGGCAGCCGCCGGUCUAUCCAACGGACAGCUCUCGAACGGUCAGAACACGACCAGUAGCACCAAUCCCAACGCAUUCUUCCCCAUGCUUCCGAAGUAUCCCAACUACGAAACGGCUGCAUUCCUGGCCUCGUUCAACCACUUGUAUCCCCUCAAUUCGGUCAAUCCCGCAUUCAGCCACUACAACAUACAUCGCCUGAUAGAAUUGUCUGCCGGUGCGGCUGCUGGUUCGGCUCCCACCGCAGAAUCGAUGGAAUCGCUGCUUCUCAAAACGCAACAGCAAUUCAAUGCAACGCUCAAGUCGGACCUGGGCCGAAGCUCAAAGUCACCCGACGUAAGCGUCCAUUCCGACGCGGAAGACAUGAUCGAAGAAGUGACCGAGAAUGAAAACGAGGAGGAGGAAGAGCCAAAACUGGUCAUGGAUGUGGAUGACGACGAUGAAGAAGACGACGCACAGGAAGAUGAGGAAGAUGCAGAGAAAAGAGACAUCAAAGUAGACGAAGAUGACGACGAGGACGAUGAAGAACAGAAAUUUCCAAUCGAGCGACGUUCCAUGCAAUCUUCACCGGUCGUUCCCGGGAGCACAGACGCUGUUCCAAUGGCGAAUGACUACCGAAACAUUCUCGAUGACAUGAAGCAGAAAAUACUGGAUGCUGCGCAUCGUAUGUCUGUCGGAGAUCAAGUCAUCCACCGGCAAUCCACCCCGAUCAAUGUCAGUGCAGACCCGAUCAAAAUGGAACGCCCCGAAUCGGUCUCAUCGCCAGAACUGAACAUUGAUAUCGAUCGCAGUAGUCCAAGUCCUGUCCCGGUAGCCCCUCCUACUCCGCAAAUCAAGGAAGAGUUCAAAGAGGACGAAGACAUGGAGAAGAUCGAAGACAAGGCGCCAGUUCUUCAGUGUCAACAAUGCCAGGCCACCUUCAACCAUCAGACGGAACUUGUUCAGCACGAGCAAGUACUCUGUCAGUCGCUACUCCUACAAAAGCAAAUUGCGGCGGCAGCCGCUGCCGCAGCAGCUGCCAGCAACUACCUGCCAAUGCACAGCGGUAGCGAAGACGACACGGACUUUGACGGAUCCAAGACUUCCGCGGAACGCAGCGGAAAGGUCCGCGUACGAACCGCCAUCUCCGAGGAACAACAAAACGAACUCAAAAAGUAUUACGCCAUCAACAACAAACCGAAUCGCGAAGAAUUCCAGGUGAUUGCCAAGCGAGUCGGCAUGGAAGCCCGUGUCGUCCAGGUGUGGUUCCAAAACAACCGAUCGCGGGAACGAAAAAUGGGUAACCUGAUCAACAACCGCAACCCGAUUCAAGCAGAUGGCGCAACGCCUGCUAUGUUCACUGCUGAUCAGUCCGCACCUAGUCAAACGGGAUCGGAAACCGAUCAACCGCUCGAUCUUUCCGUCAAGAAACCAGACUCGAUCCCUUCCGGUUCGCCACGCUACGGCACGGCUCCCUGCUCGCAACCCGACACCGCCAGCCUCCUCGACGAAGCCAUGAAUCUCAGUGUGAAAUCGUCCCGCAGUUCCACCCCCUUCAAGGGUUUCUAUCCGUACAAUCAGUUCCCCCCGGAAAUGAUGAUCCGUCAAACGCCCUCGCCUAACGAAGCCGCCGCCCAUCCGCGUCAACGGCCUCCUCCGAUCGCCGCGGCAGCGGCCGCACCCGGUUAUGCGCCCAUACCUCCCUCGGACAGCGCCUUCCUCGGAAUGGAUCGCUUCCUGCAGCACUUUCCGCCGGAGCUGACCCGCGGUCCGCCAAUCCGCGCCGACAGCCUCAGCCCCGGUGCCCCCGAGAAGCGACCGUGGCGCGAUCUGGAACAGUACCACCACAACGGCCACUCGCCGUACGACGAGUCGCAGCAGCAGAAGCUGCUCCAGCUGCAGCAUUCGAUGCUGACCGUGCCGAAGCGAGUGCUCUACUCGACGGCCAACACCGGCAAGGAGCAACCGGACGCCGAAGGCCAGUACAUCUGCGACCAGUGCGAUAAGGCGUUCAGCAAGCACAGCUCGCUGCAGCGGCACAAGUACGAACAUUCAGGUCAACGCCCCUACAAGUGCGUCGAGUGUCCAAAGGCCUUCAAGCACAAACACCACCUGACGGAGCACAAGCGCCUGCACAGCGGCGAGAAGCCAUUCCAGUGCUGCAAGUGCCUGAAGCGGUUCUCGCACUCCGGAUCGUACAGCCAGCACAUGAACCACCGCUACUCGUACUGCAAGCCCUACAGGGACGGCAAAUAAGAUGAGGACCAGGGACGGGAAGUUCCGUCCCCGGCCGGUCUCGCCGCCGGCGGUUUCCAUCCGUCGUCCUACCACCACCAGCAGCACCAUCCGCCUCAUCCUCAUCCUCCGCCGAGCCGACCGGGACGACGUGGCCGCCGUCCGGGAUCGUCGUCGUCGUCGGUGUUCCCUGGGCCACCGCCGCCGCCGCCGCCUCCUCCACCUCCACCACCAGGGUCCGCGGCCGCGGCAGCGGCCAUGGCAGGAGUAGUUACACCACCCGCCGCCGCAGCAGCAGCAGUGCCAUUCCACCACCACCAACAUCCGGCGAUGCCGGCCGUUUCAUACUUUGAUCGGCGGCUGCUGGUGGACAGCUAUCUCAACUCGGGCUUCCUGGCGUAUGGUGGCGGAAUCGGCGGAGUUCACUAGAAUGGGGAAGCAGGUUCGAACUUAACUACAUUUCGGGAAGAUUUGAUAUACUUUUAUAUUUUUUUUAAAGUUGAUUAUUGGUUAAUUUAUUCGUGGUAUUCUUUUCGGCCCCAAAAAGCAAGGCAAAACGAAUGAUCGUACUUAAAAACCGGAAAUUGCGAAAUUAACGCACGUAAACUGAUCCCAGUUUUAUGGCCCAAAAUUUGACGCAACCGACGUCAGCUGGCCGGUCGGCCGGUGUGCUAGGUCAGAAGUGUUACUAGAAGCUGUGCAUUUAUUAAAAUGGGUCGCCAAUGCCCAGGAAGGCCAACUCCCGCCCAAGGUGUUGACUUCAGGACAAUAUACUCUUCUUCUUACUCUAUUUGCAGUAAGAAUGGUUGAAACUCUUAAGCAAGCAACUCGAAUCUCAUUCCUUCGCUAAGGUUUAUUUGUGUAAUAGUGGUUAUUGAAACAAAAGAAAACUUAGCCUGUUACGAUUACUCUGAAUUUACUUAUUUUUUACGGCUCGUUUUAAGUGAUUUAGCGUUUAAGUCGGGUGCCGUAUGUUGCUUUGCGCACAAGGCGCGUGCUCUACCUGUAAAAUACUCAACGUGAAUUCAGUUGCCAUAUUAAACGGAGAACAAUGUGUUGGUUUUAUUGGAAAAGAAAAACGAUUUAUCCAACGUAGGUAACAUCAUUCAAGGCUGGGUCUAGCAAUUAUUGUUUUAAUUUUUAUGUUUUAUUUUGUUUUCAAAAAUCCUAUGAAAAUAUAUUAGAUAAAGGAAAACCAAAUCCGAAGAAAAAUAUAUACGCAUUUUUGGACCACACGGUGUUAACAAGACAAUACAAUACAGUAAAAAUUUACCCUUUAAAUCGAAUUGAUAACCUAACACAAACACACACUUUCUAUCUCACUAUUGAAGUAACGAUUUUUCCCUUCUCCACUUUUCCAAAUGAUAACAAAGUUCUAUUUCAAAAUCAAGAAAAACAAUCGCAAGUAAUCGACACGAAACUAAGAAAUCCUUGUACUUUUUUCCCCCAUUAAAAUAUCGAAGUCAACUAUCGGAAGCUGUACAUAACUCUCAGAAUUAGUCAGAUUGAAACGCGUCAAAAUUCACGGACAUCGACAUCAACUUUUGCAUAGAUCUAGACAGGAGUGAUUCAAUGGUUGAAAUUCUCGAUUUGGUGACCAAGUCGCGGCCUAUGGUUAAAAAAAGUAAACGAACUAACUUAUUGGGGGUUAUGAGCAAUGGUGGACUGACUUUCUUUUGUUGGAGCUUUACUCGCCGUUUCUUCAAAGCCAAUUCGUUCUCGAAUACCUUAGGCGUUUUGCGUAGUUUAACUUUUAUGAUGGCCCAAAACUUCUCCGAAGUUCCGGCGUCUCGCCUCCGUAAACCAAAUGAAGAGCUUCUGGAGGCACUCAUCUCGGUAGAUUUGCUCAUCGUUAUGCUGAACUUUCCAUCAUGCCAGCUAAACUUAGAGUUCUAUGGUGAAUUUGUCCAACUUCCCCUUCCUUACUUUCUCAGGAAUGGCCUGCAUCCACCUUGAUGUACGUCUCGUUGUCCAUCACGACGCACUUCGGCGUCGUUAGGCACUCCCGAUACAGCUUCCUGGCUACCGUGUUUUGUUUGUCGUUCUGGUUUGGUGCCUCCCUGACCUUGUCGAUGCGGUGGCCGACACAUUUCAUCGUUUUUUCGUCAAAGCAGAUGAAAACCUCGGUCAUCUUCGCCACAGCACGCAUCGAAAGAUUUGGACAACGCUUGAACAAUUUUAACACUUUUCUUGCCUUCACCGGAUCAACUGUCGGCGGUAUUCUGUCGCUUGGGUUCCUCCCUUGAAUGACUUCACCACCCGGAACACAACCAAAUGAUGCAAAACCAGAUGAUUUCGGAUCCAUCUAUGAGACGUAGUUGGAUUUUCCACAACGGUGAACACCUUUUUUUUGCUGAUCAUCUCUUGUUCCGAUAACUACUUGACAGAUUGUGAUGAUUCUGCCAACGUAAACACUACACUCUUAGUUAGUUCCAGUCAAAAUAUCACCGAUUUUUACCCAUGUGGGAUCUACCAUUUAUGGUUCCGGAAGUUUACGGAUUUGCUAUAUUUUAAGGUGCCUUCCGGCUCCGGUUCUUCACCGUUCACUCCACUACUUCUUCACUCUAAUGCUGCUCCGUGCUGCUCACUCUCGGAGUGAGUGUCACAACAACACUCUUAUGCUCAAACAGUCUACAUGUGCAACUAUUUACCCAUUGCCAAGAUGUGUGUACCGACCGAGAUACCAAAAGGGCCAGGUCCGCAUUUGCAGGGCACCACAACCCACACCAUAACACACAAUGUUUAAAUCUUCGUGUUGAUUAUUGUGACAACCGCAGCCUACUAUGUAAAAACAUUUCACUUCAAUAUGGAUUUGAAACAAUCAUCUGUGAACUGCUUGUGCUGACACACACUGAACAAAAUUACCACGAUGUAAUGAAAAUCUUAUUUAUGAUAACAAUCGAUCUAAUGAUUUUUAGUCAAAGGCGAUGAGCUUGGCUAUCCAAAUUGGAUUUCGUUUUCCUGUUGCCCAAGCAAAAGUGCAAAGUUCAAAGAGUUUUGAAGAGGAACCGUCGCAAUACCUAAAUGGUUUCGGUUUGGUUUUACGAUGAUUCUAAGGACCCCAAAAGGACCCUUUAGAACUUAUUUUGCUUAAGCAGGUGACUCAAUUCGUGUUUUUGUCAGUUAUCAAUGUUUCCAUAUGUUAUGAAGGCUGCUCCCACUUAUUCAGAAAUCCGACAUUUGAAUCACUCUCGUCAAUAUCCCAUCACUCACAUUCACCGACAACAUGUCAAAUGGUUUCAGCAACGCCCAAUAAUGACGGCGCAGCGACUUCCGCCUGUCAGUACGCGAACUUAUACCAGUAGGCUUUGAAAUCACAUUUCGCGCUUAUCGCUUUUCAACGUUACACACUUACACACAUUACCAGGUGCUUGGUAAAACCCGUUGUCCCUAAAUUGUACAGAAAACAAAAACAGCUGUAAAUACUCGCACCAAACACAAAACUCUCUCACACACACAUCGAGCAACACGUGUUUUGUUUUGAGUAGCAAAAUGAGCGCUUGCUUGUUCUCUAUAGGUAAAAGUAAGGUUACAUCUCACUGUAUAAUAUGUAAUAUGUUAUAAGCUGUAUUAUACAUUUAUAAGACAAACAAAUAAUCGAACGUAAGAUAUGGAAAUAAUACAUCGAGUUAUAUUGUAAUCUUUUUUACAAACAAAAACAAACAAUGAAUAGUCUACAAAAUGGAGGAAAAAAAGAAAAAGCAAAGCCAACAAGUCAACAACGAAAUGAAAUGAAAACAAACAAAAAAAACUGUUAAUUUAGAGCAAAACAAGUUGUCGAGUGCCGGUCGUGUUCGGUUGCCGAUUCCGAACGGCGGAAACCCCUCGCGCACACGAGCCCCGGCGCACGACAAAGAACAAGUGUCUUUUUGUAUUAACUUUAACUUGAAUUACUAUUUUUAUUAAAUUGCUACACUGAACGAAUUAUUAUUGAGCAUUAUUUAGUUAUGUGAAACCGUACGCCAUAAGGAACGUAAGUGAAGUAAAAAAAAACUAAGAAAAUAUUAUAUUUAAUGAUAAAGUAUUGUUAAAUAUUUCUACGAAUAAUCGAUAAAUUCAAGCAUAAAAAUUCAAAACAACAAAACUUAAAAGAUAACCAUUCCAGUAAAAGAAAAAAACGAAAUGCAAACAAAAACUUUAAGACGCUGAUUGAUGGAGAAAUUCUCGAGGAUGGAAAAUGUUUUUGCAAGCAAAGCGAACGUGAAAAUUCGGUUUUCCGGUGGAAAAUUGACUUGAGUAGAAACCUCUUCUUCGGUGUUAUUUUAAAGUGUAUACACACUGGAAAAAUAACGCUGAACGGAGCUGACAGAUUCAUCCCAGUCAAUUUUCCACCCGAAGGCACCUCACACCAAUUUAGGCAAAUUACAGCAUUAUAACGAAAUUGUGUAACUAAUGACAUAAAACAAAAAGAAUAAAAUGUAAGGGGUUGAUCUUGUUACCAGACAAUAAUAUAAAUUUAACGAACGAACAACGGAAUGCCAACCAAUUUGCCAACUCCGACAGAGCGUAGCGUGCCAUGCCUUCAGCCAGAGCACGAACCACCGCGCGAUAACGAUCGCACCAAACGGAGAAACGCUUAACGCAAACGCUUCCCGUUUGGUUUGCGUGUGACGUCGCUGUGGUCGGUCGAUCAAUCGAAGAAACUUCUUGUGCGCAUGCUCGCUACCGCCAGUCGUGCUAGAAACAUUCUCGCGCUAAUUUUUAGCAACAUUUUGCCUUAUUAAAUAUUGAUUUAACAAAACACAAAUCGCGAAAUGCUCAAAAUUCGCCAAAGCCCCCCACUUUUGCUUCCUCACUUUGUCCCUAUUGUUUAUUUCUUCGAUAAACAAAACAACAGUCAGGUUUCCAAAACAACGAAUUUCUCCCGAGUUGCAGUCAAAUGUGUUAUACACACACUCGAAGUCUUGACGAUCUCGGUAAACUGAUUGCCGAUUGUACUGGUAAAACUAUGCCGAAUAGCGGCAAUCCGUUUACCGCGAUCGGUUUCAAAACUCACGAGAGUGUAAUGGAAAACUUCUUCGAAUGCUCUUAACUAGGUUGUAAGAAACAUUGUACAUUUUCCUGUUUAGUUUAGUUUUCUCUAAUAAUUACAUUAUCUUUUCUUUUUCAAUUCUUGUACAAAAAAAAUGAAAUUAUUACUUCAUAAUUUUCGGUCCACAAGCUAGCAAUCCAAAGAAUUUCGUGCUCUUUCGUUCCAAUUUUUGAUUAUACUGCAAAAAUUCGACUGUACAGCAAACUAACGAACAGAGAGCCACAACGAACAAGAGAGGUAGAAUCUAAAGCCAAAAAGUACUAGUGUUUAGUUCUAUAUAGGGAAUAAGUUCAGUUAGCCGCGCACCGCUCGGUUAGAUUUGUAAGAAUGAGACUUUUCCCCACUAUUUUUAUUAGGUUACACACGUUGACGAUUGUAUUAACUUUAUGAAACAGAUGUUUAUGAUUUUCUCACUUCUUCCAAAGAUUAGGUUUUCGUUCGCGGUAAUAUAAGUGUGAACUAUUUGUGCCAAAGCAAAACAGAAAGAAAAAAAAACAAGAACGGAACGGAUGUUUCUUUUUGGUGUCUCACCUUAGUUUUUUUACAGUAACAAAAAAUAUGGAAAAUUAGCAAACAUGGCGAGAUAUCCAGCAACAAGGAAUCAAAAAACAGAAGAGAAAAACACGAUGAAUGCAAACAAUGAAAACGAACAGAACUAAAAGUUACUCGAUGGAGAUGUAAUUCGAAGUCAAGUGAAAAGUGGAAACAAAAA